GAUCGUGGUGUACCUCAUGGAGAUCGGGCCUCUUUCGCUCAUGCACCUCGUGAGGAUCGUGGUGUACCUCAUGGAGAUCGGGCCUACCCAGCAUCUCAUGCACUUCGUGAGGAUCGUGGUGUACCUCAUGGAGAUCGGGCCUACCCAGCAUCUCAUGCACUUCGUGAGGAUCGUGGUGUACCUCAUGGAGAUCGGGCCUCUUUCGCUCAUGCACCUCGUGAGGAUCGUGGUGUACCUCAUGGAGAUCGGGCCUACCCAGCAUCUCAUGCACUUCCUGAGGAUCGUGGUGUACCUCAUGGUGAUCGGGUCUUUGCAGCAACAAGUCGUCAACCAGUUCCGUCGAUGUCUCGGGCCCAUGAUGGUCCUCGUGCACAGAGGGGCGAAGCUGGUGCCAGGUCAAGAAGUGCAGAAGGACAUGGCGAGCUUGGGAACAGGCCAAGGAAUGUGUAUGCUCGUGGUUAUGGUGCCAAGCGAUCUGCCUCAGCGAGUCCGUCGCCAAGUGGUGGUAGAGGAGUUGUGGGUGAGAGGUUGUCUGGAGGGGAUGUCUGUGGUGUCCCGCCGUUUGGCUUGGAGCCUGAGCUAG
Symbiodinium natans is the source of this 583-nucleotide messenger RNA. The record is from the annotation of a GenBank genome assembly. Lineage: Eukaryota; Dinophyceae; Suessiales; Symbiodiniaceae.